AUGAGUAGUUUGAAGGAUACGGAGUUAUUAGAUCGAUUAAAAAGAUUAGAAGAUAAGUGUUUUAAUCGACGUGCGAAAAAGCGUCCACGUGUGGUGCGACCGUUAUCCUCCAGCUCUGAGUCAGAGAAUGAAGAGUACAGCGGACCAACUAUUUCCCCUUCGUUACGUGACGAGCCGUCAACACAUAGUCGUUGGCAUCUAGAAAACUUUACAGAGCCGGCAGAGAGAAAUUUGAAUCUCGAAUCAAGUUCCGAACGACAAAGCGAAAUCGUGGUACCCAUUGACCAAGAUGUCGAUCCGGAUGAUGAAAUCCUUUUUUGUCUUGGCAAAGACCCUAAAAAUACAAGCGCCGUAGAACAUGCUUUACAUCCGGAAUUGGCAGCUCGCUGGAAUAUUUGGUUAUCGGAGGGCAUCCCAGAAGAAUCCAAAAAAGAACUAAUAGGAAAGUACAGCGUCAAAGGAAACUGUAAAUUAAGUUCCCCUAAGCUAAAUGCCGAAUUGGAAACGCAUCUUGCAGAAUCUGCAAAAAGAAGAGACGUUCACUUCGUGGACACCCAAAAUCUCAUUGGCAAAGCAAUGGCGGCAUUAGGCUCCGCGAUCACAAUAUUGUUUAAAAACAAAGAGGAGGGAGUGGACAGGCUCCAGCUACUGGAAACCCUUUGUGAUACUGGCAAAUUGAUGGCUGAGGUUCACCACAACCAAUCGUUAGCCCGUAGGGCGUUCAUCUCUCCAGGACUAGAAAGAAACAUUAAACCAAUCUUGGAAAGAAACAAAAUAGACGACUUUUUGUUUGGGAGCAACUUAUCCCAAAAAGUUGAUGAAGCAAAAGCUAUUCAGAAGAAUAGUUUGCUCUUUAUUAACAAUAAAAAGAAUCCCCAACAACGAAUUAGCAAAAAUUUAAACUGGAAAAGCCCACCUGUUCGACGCAACAAUCAAUCAAGGGACAGUCAGGUGGGCUUCAAGACACAGACCUACAAGAACAACGCAAGCUUCCCUUAUCCAUCGAGAACAAAGACCAUGCCGUAUCCCAAAAGCAACCACGUGCGUUACCAGGUAGAAAAAAGGACACACCGUCAAUAUCGUCGUUGAAGGUAACGAAGAUAGCAGGAAACCUAAAGAAUUUUAUAACCCAAUGGAAAAAAUUAACUUCCGAUGAUUUUGUAAUCUCCUGU
Messenger RNA from Photinus pyralis (common eastern firefly), 1172 nucleotides. RefSeq lists its product as uncharacterized. Bases 1 to 1089 code for a protein of 362 amino acids. Lineage: Eukaryota; Metazoa; Arthropoda; Insecta; Coleoptera; Lampyridae. The transcript is spliced from 2 exons. The record is from RefSeq and is a predicted model, not a curated record.